UAUUAAUACAGGAUAUGGUACUUCUGAUCUUCCUGAACUUGAUGUAUUCUUGAAUGCUCGUCCGGGACUUUCAAAGUUAAGGAGUUUAGAUUGUUGUAUUGGACAUAAAAGCGAUGAAAUAUCGAAUUAUCAGAAUACUAUGAAUUUAUUAAGGAAUUGGCCCGUACAAUCUUCAAAUCUUUCAAAAAUGUGUGUUUCAAUAUAUGAAGAUAGAAUUACUCCAAAUGAUUUAAUUUCAAGCAUUGUUAAAGCUCAACGAAAUCUUAAAGAAUUCAAGUUUGCUGGGAUUGGGACGUUUACGCAAAAUGUUAUUUCGGCACUAAAAUAUCAUUCACAUUCAUUGACAACCCUUAAACUUUGGAUGCUUGUUUUGGAUGGGAUCUCAUUUGAUGGUUUGGUUUCGUUAGAAAAAUUAGAAUCAUUGGAUAUUCAAUGGUGUGAAGGUAUAUCAAUUGAUCAUUGUGGAACUUUGUCUGAUUCAUCUUUUCAUCUCACUAGUCUUAGCAUCUGGGAUAAUCCUUCGUCACCAGAUAUUACUGCAACAUUGAUUACUAAAGCUGGAAAGGCCUUAAGGGAUUUGAAGACGGACAUGAUAACAAGGGAGAUGAUUGAAGUUGCAAAUAAAUAUUGCCCAAAUAUCACUCAUCUGUGUAUCAAGAUAAGAAAUGAGAAUCAUGAUUAUCUUUUUCCUUGGAUUAAAAGCCUAAGAUUAGAUCAUUUGGACUUCUUUUCUCAUGAGAAUGAUGCUAGUGACGGAAUUAGGUUAUUAGGAGAAUACAUUCCACUUACCGUAACCUAUUUGAACUUGGACUAUGCUACAUAUACACCUAGAUCGUUUAAAUAUUUUUUAAAUGUCUUUAAAACUAAAUACAAAGCUUUAGAAUACUGCUUGGACGUUCAACAUCCGUAUACACAAUUUUUCGAAUGGUAUUUAUUCAAUACUGUACGUGUCCAAUCCCAACAUCCAGAUGCAAAUUUUAAACCACCAU
Racocetra fulgida is the source of this 989-nucleotide messenger RNA. Lineage: Eukaryota; Fungi; Glomeromycota; Glomeromycetes; Diversisporales; Gigasporaceae. The record is from the annotation of a GenBank genome assembly.